GUUAUUAGUCAGACAGUUAUGUCACAGUUGAUUUUUAUAUCAUUCUUUAUUUUUGGACAUAAAACGCAAUAGUUUGAGUCAUAAAAAACCUUAAAAUUAGGCCUGUAUUUACUUUAAGGUCACAAAAAAUGGGCAUUCUUUGUGCGUACCCUCCUAGAAUCAAUUAACGCUACGCCACUCGUUUACAGAAGAGCAGUCGCACUUCAAAGGAGGAAACCCCAACCUUCAUGAACACUGGAGCACACAAUCACCAGCAGAAAUCGGUAAAGUGUAAAGAGUCUAGAAGCAGAAAUAAUUAUUUUCCUGCAACACAACACGAAAACAGAGUAUAUCUAACGGGUUAUCGUCACGCUGACUGGAGCCUACGCACGCAGUCACCUUUGUAAAACAAAAAUUUAACAUUAUAAAUGUCAAACAGUUAAUGAAAAAGUGUUGAUAUUCAAAAUUAAUCAUCGAAAAUAGUGUAAUUUUUCGUUUUUUAUUAAGAAACCGUGUGCCACAAUAGGAAAAGUACUUUUUGUAUGAUAAAAGUGUGUUUUACAGUUAAAAAUGGAGUUUAAUUACAACAUCAAUGAAAUUUUUAAGUCUCCAAUAGUGGAAAUAAAUCAUAGCCUCAUUCCACCUGGUUAUACAGGAGAUAGAAGAGCAUUAAGGGAUGUCGUAACCAAAGUAUCGGAUAUUGUGAAUGCGAUGGGAGAGGCUUCUGCGUCAGCUCAAGGACUCACUAAGCCAGUAACUACGGCAGACAGAUUACGGAAUUCCGAACACAAACUCUAUUUUCUCAUCGAUAACAAUGCGAACGGGGGAAGAGGUGCAGUUACGGGGAUGUUAAAAACCGGAAACAAAAGUUUAUACGUUUUUGACAGAGAUGGAGUUCAUUAUCAGGUUGCUCCGCCUUGUUUACUGGACUUUUAUAUCCACGAAUCUCGGCAGCGUAAUGGUUUAGGGAAGCAACUGUUUGAAUAUAUGCUACAGCGAGAAAAUGUGGAACCUGUCCAAAUGGCAAUAGACAGACCUAGCGAGAAAUUAUUGGGAUUUUUUAACAAACAUUAUCAACUCAACGAACCUGUCAAACAGAUGAAUAAUUAUGUUGUUUACGAUGGAUUCUUUCCAAGCAAAGAACAAAUUGCUCCUCCAGAACCGGAAAUAGAAGAUGCGAGAAGUGUAACAAACUUUAAGAAGAAUUCAGCUAAUGGACUACAAGCUUUCCAGGCUCCUUUGGGAAGAUAUGGAGCUCCCAGACCACCGUGCAGUAUGGGACAGAUAAUCCAUAACCAGUCAACUAUGGACCAACGAAAGGAACCGGCAGGUGUUCAGUCCCUUCCCGCUACAAACUAUGUUGGUACGUCCUAUAGUCCUCAAACCAACUCGUACAAGACCCAAAGCACUCCCAAUAUGUAUUACGGAAAUCAGUAUCAAAAUAACUUAAAUCAAUAUCAAAGUAACGUGGUGUCCAACCAAGCUCAAGUUGAUUCCGCUAACAUACAAAAUGUAAACUACCAAAACCAAAAUUAUUCUUAUCCUACUUCGAAUGUCAAUAAUACGUACAAUACGACUGCAGCGAAUGUCAAUGAAUAUCCGAAUCAAAUGAAUUAUACUGGUUAUCCACAUCAACAAUCUGGUAAUGGUAAAUGGGCAAUGGGAGAUAGCCAAAAUGUCCAGACAGACCAACAGUAUCAGACAACUGCUCCAACAAUAUCUUCCGCAAGAGUAGCUAAUGGAAUAAUUGAUCACGGUCAAGCUGAUAGGUCUGUAAAUAAAGAUCCUCUGAUUUCUUCACAGGAUUCAAGGGUUUCUCAAGGUUUGAAUCAGCAACAUUACAAUCCUUCUCAAAUGACACAAUCGGCAAUUUAUCAACCUACACAUUCUACCUAUUCAGUGCAAGGUUUACGGCAACCUCAAAUUGCACAAACUGUACCAAACCUGAGUAUUCAACAACGAUACCCUACUGAUAUUCAACAGUCACAAACGUAUGUAAAUCAACCAAAUCAACAGAAUAUGAUAAUUCCCAAAGAGACGACUCAAACACCUGUUGCUUCAAUGCACCAAUUGAAUCAGCCCCAAUCUCCAGUUAUGCUAAAUGUUGUACCUCAGCAAUAUACCCAUCAACAAAUGCAGCAAGAAGUUAAGUAUAAUCCUUCCUUGGUACCACCAUCAAAUUCUUUUGAGAAUCCGAGGCAAUUUACACAACCUCAAUCACAGCAGGUAGCAGCUCCAACACAACAGUAUAAUUCAAUUACUCCUCACGUUCAACAACAAAAUGGAAUGGGUGAUUCUAACCUCCAGAACCAGUCUCAUCAACCUCAAGGACAUUCACAGCAACAAUACUAUAGUCAACAAGUGGCUACAUCUGGGGAUUCCAGGCAACAAUAUCUCCAAACAGAUCAAAAUCAAGUAACUCAUUUAAACAUUAAACGGAGUGAAAGUACAAACCCUAUUGCAUCUACUGUUCAGAUGAGUCCAAAUGUAAAGCCUGAAUUGUCGAAGACUCAAGUACCCGAAAUACCUCAAGCAAAUUAUGUACCUGGUAUAGGUGAAGCACGUACUGAGCAACAAUUCCAUAGUCCCCUUAAUGCAGCUGGUCAAACGAAUCUUCAGUAUUCACAAAACCAACCUAAUUGGGAACAAAAUAGAAUUGGUACUGUAAUUCAAUCAGCACCAUAUAAUCAAGCAGAACAGAGAAAUGAACAAAGUAAACUAACCCAGUUACCGCAAGGACACCAGUUUAAUGUUGCCCAUCAAACUGUUGAAAAUCAGUCGCAAUCCGUUCAACAGUUUCAAAAUAAUGAGCAACGAUUCCAAAACCACGAAAAUACAGAUACUUCACGUGGUUUGGACGUAAGAGAUACAUUUGGACAAAAUUUGAGCCAAACAAAUAAUCAAAAUCAAGAAAGCGUCCAACCAAAUUAUCAUAUGAUGAAUGCUUCUAAUACUAAUACAUUUAAUACUCAAAAUCAUAGUUUACCUGCACCCAAACAUGCUGAAAUUCAACAAAGUAUGGGAGAAAUUCAUCCGACUUCAUCUUACCAGUAUGUUCAAGCUAACUCUGGAUCGUAUCGUCCACCACAGCAAAUUUCUUCUUUACCAAAUUCAACACAGGAUCAAAACAUCACAUCUACUGGAGUAGCGCAACAAUCACACCAGACAGUAAACAGACAGCAGAGCACAGCUCAUUAUGCUCAACAAUUAAGACCAAUUGGGCAAUUUCAAGCACAAGGAAUCCCCGUAUCUUCAAUUACAACUACUGACUCAAUUGCUGCUCAACAACCGUCAAUACCAACAAAUCAAUAUCAACAAAAUUACCAAAAUCAACCCACUACAGCUGAAGCAAACCAAACACACCUUAACAUUAAUCAACUUAGUACAUACCAAGAAAAUGCCCAAAUCAGACCUAGUCAACACCAGUUAAACUCCCAACAGAGUUCCGCAUACACCCAACAAAAUAUUGGCCAGUAUUUGCACAAUCCUAAUAGCCCACCUCAACCACAAGCACCCAUAUUAAUGCAACAACAUACGCCAGUGCUAAAUACGGUACAGGGAAACGUAUCUGCAACUACUGCAGGCCAAAUUGGGUACCAGCUAAAGCAACAUGAACAAAUACAACCGAAGCAAGCUGGAGAUUAUUUGGCACAGCCACAUUCCAACCCCUCGUUUCAAGGAAAUACUGCUGGUCAAGUUGGGUACCAGCUAAAGCAACAGGAACAAAUACAACCGAAGCAAGGUGAAGAUUAUUUGUUGGCACAGCCACAUUCCAACCCAUCGUUCCAAGGAAAUACUGCUGGUCAAGUUGGGUACCACCUAAAGCAGCACGAACAAAUACAACCGAAGCAAGCUGGAGAAUAUUUGGCACAGCCACAUUCCAACACAUCAUUCCACGGAAAUAUAAACAAGCAGACUAAAACAACUAAAUCCGCUGCGGAAUUAUUUAAAACGAAUGCUUUUCAACCGACUUCAAUUUCAAAACUGGCCAAACGGCACUUAAAUAAGAUAACACAGCCUACUGAAUGCGAUCUUAUAUAUGGAUACCCUCCCCAAAGAAAUGAGUCUCCUAUUUUAAACGCUCCGAUUCCUAGUAUAAGACAGCGAUCAUAGAUACUAAACCGAUAAUCCUAUAGUUCCUUCUAAAUCCUAAUAUUCCCAGUUCCCCCAGGGCACGAAUAGCAUCCAAAUAAACUUAAAAUAAACAAUAGACUUAAUAAAACAAUAUUCCAGUGAUGUACAAAACGCCGAAGUGAUACAACCCACAACAGUUCAGAAGCUAGAACGCCCUCGUUCUCUCAUCAUCCAACAAGAAGAACCUCGUAAGGAAGACGAACAAGUCGAAGAAAAGGAACUGGAGGAAUUAGGCAACGAUUCUCCGAUCGAGGACGACGCUUUAGACUCGUUAGAACUAGCCGUGGAGAAUUUGGACGUAGGCGAAGCUGAGAAAAUUAAAGUUAAGGGUGCUACGGAAAACUUCUUAUACGGAGACGACGACGGGCCGUCGCCUAGGAAAACCCCCAGCCAUUUAACCGAGCAGGGAUAUUUCGACUUGAAAUUUUACCAUAAUAAACUUUGGUGAAUUUUGUCAAAAUAAAAUUUUCUGGUUCGAGUUUU
Molecule: messenger RNA, 4596 nt
Organism: Diabrotica balteata
Lineage: Eukaryota; Metazoa; Arthropoda; Insecta; Coleoptera; Chrysomelidae
Source: the annotation of a GenBank genome assembly